Psammomys obesus (fat sand rat) is the source of this 753-nucleotide messenger RNA. RefSeq names its product BTG anti-proliferation factor 4 (gene Btg4). The record is from RefSeq and is a predicted model, not a curated record. Bases 1 to 753 code for a protein of 250 amino acids. Gene Ontology annotation, cellular component: nucleus; cytoplasm. The transcript has 4 exons. NCBI's taxonomy places the organism in Eukaryota, Metazoa, Chordata, Mammalia, Rodentia, Muridae. Gene Ontology annotation, biological process: negative regulation of mitotic cell cycle; negative regulation of cell population proliferation.
AUGAGAGAUGAAAUUGCAACGGCAGUUUUUUUUGUCACGAGAUUGGUGAAAAAGCACGAGAAAUUGAGUACAAAACAGAUAGAAGUCUUUGCACUAAAGCUGAUGACUAUCUUGUUUGAAAAGUACAGAGGUCACUGGCACCCUGACUGCCCUUCCAAGGGGCAGGCUUUUAGGUGUAUCAGGAUAAACAACAAUGAGAACAAAGACCCCAUUUUAGAAAGGGCUUGUUCUGAGAGUAAUGUGAAUUUUUUUCACCUGGGACUUCCAAAGGAGAUGACCAUAUGGGUCGAUCCCUUUGAGGUGUGCUGUAGGUAUGGUGAGAAAAAGCAUCCCUUUACAAUUGCUUCUUUUAAAGGCAGAUGGGAGAACUGGGAACUAGCUCAGCAUAUCAGCUGCGCAGUUAACAGAGCCACAGUGGACUGCUCUUCUAGCACAUCUUCUGACGAAGAAAGCUGCAGCAGUGAGCCCCAAGUCAUCCCCAAAGUCAACAACCCGAAAAGCAUCUACCAGGUUGAAAACUUCAAACAGUCCUUCCAACCAUGGCUCUACCUCCCCCGUAGAAAGCAUUUGCCAGAUGGUCCUGGGGGCCUCCUGGGGCCUGCUUACCACCCCGUGCCCAAGAACUCUAAGUGCUGCAGGCCUGCUGGGCGGCGGGUGGACAGGUACCACUGGGUCAACGCACAGCUGCACAGUGGUCACGCAGCACCAGGCGAGCUUGGAGACGAGGCCUUGUCUUCCCUAAAGCAAAAAUGA